AUGGUUGCAGAAACGAAGCUAUACGACGCUCUCUCCAUCAAGCCCGAUGCCUCGCAGGACGAGAUCAAGAAGGCGUACCGCAAGGCAGCGCUGAAGUACCACCCUGAUAAGAACAAGGAUAACCCGACCGCGUCGGAGAAAUUCAAAGAUGUAUCCCAAGCAUACGAAGUCCUCUCCGACCCCGAGAAACGUAAAGUCUACGACCAAUUCGGCCUGGAAUACCUCCUCCGGGGCGGUCCCCCGCCCGCCAGCGCCGGGGCUGACGGCCCCAACCCCUUCGACGGUGGCAUGCCGGGCGGGUUCUCCUUCGGUGGCAUGCCCGGUGGAGGCGGCGGCGGCACCCGAACAUUCCAUUUCUCGACGGGCCCUGGCGGUGGCGGCAGCGGGUUCCGGUUCAGUAAUGCGGACGAUAUCUUCCGGAACUUUGCCAAGGGCGGCAUGGGGAGUGGCAUGGGAGGCAUGGAAGAAGAUGAUAUAUUUUCGAUGCUGAACGGCGGGCUCGGCGGCGGUCGGGGAUUCCGGAAUAGUCGCGGGCCCAGCGGAUUCAAGCAGUCGGCGCAGCGGGCACCGACGCCGGAGCCGACGGUCAUGGAGAAGGAGCUGCCGCUGACGUUGGAGGAGCUGAUGCGUGGCACGACGAAGAAGGUGUCGGUGAAGAGCAAGACGUUUGAUGCGAGCGGCAAGCGCACGGUACAGGAUGUGACCCUGGAGGCCAACAUCAAGCCGGGGUUGCGGACGGGCUCGAAGAUCAAGUACCGGGGCGUGGGCGAUCAGGAGGAGGGUGGUCGCCAGGAUGUGCAUUUGAUUGUGACGGAGCAGCAGCGCGAACAUCCCAACUUCAAACGCCAAGGCGACAACCUCGUCACGACCGUCGAAAUCAGUCUCAAGGAGGCCCUCACGGGCUGGGAGCGCAUCGUGCGCACGAUUGACGGCAAAUCCAUCCGAGUAUCCAAGCCCGGGCCAACACACCCAGGCCACGAAGAGCGAUUCCCAGGCUUGGGCAUGACGAUUUCGAAGAAGCCCAGCGAACGGGGUGACCUACUGGUACGAGUGAAUGUGCGAUUCCCGGCGAGUCUGAGUGCCUCGCAGAAAGACAUUCUGAAGGAUGUGCUACCGUGA
Molecule: messenger RNA, 1119 nt
Organism: Aspergillus ibericus CBS 121593
Lineage: Eukaryota; Fungi; Ascomycota; Eurotiomycetes; Eurotiales; Aspergillaceae
Product: putative DnaJ domain protein Psi
Exons: 3
Coding region: 1-1119 (372 amino acids)
Biological process (GO): translational initiation
Cellular component (GO): cytosol
Molecular function (GO): protein-folding chaperone binding
Source: RefSeq, a predicted model, not a curated record